Rotaria sp. Silwood2 is the source of this 2520-nucleotide messenger RNA. The record is from the annotation of a GenBank genome assembly. NCBI's taxonomy places the organism in Eukaryota, Metazoa, Rotifera, Eurotatoria, Philodinida, Philodinidae.
AUGUUUAAAGCAGCAGUACUUCUUUCUCAUCAAUACAAUAUAACAAUCGAAGGACAAUUCAUUGGAUGGCAAGCUAUGGAAACUAGUGGCGAUGUGAUCGACUCCAUUAGCAGUACCUGUCUAGCAGUGUCAAGUGCAAAGAUCAUCGGCAUUAUUGGCCCAGCAUACUCAAGAGAAGCUCAUAUUAUUGCUCCUUUUGCCAAUAGAAUCGGUAUUCCAGCGAUAUCCUAUGCUGCAACUGAUCCUGAUUUAAGCGAUCGAAUUACAUAUCCUGCAUUUUAUCGUACGGUUCCUUCAGAUUACACAGCUGCAUUAUCGAUUGCGCAACUGUUCAUAAAGUUUAAUUGGACGUCAUGUAUCAUUAUCCAUCAAAAUGAUGCUUUUGGAUUUGGUGGUGUCAAAGCAAUAAGACAGACGUUUUAUAACAAUGGUUUGCAAGUGAGUCAGACAAUCACAUUUGAUAUUGCCAAACUGGACAUUCAAGGUAAUUUAAAAGAAUGCCUAAUUAGUAGUUCAGUACGAAUAGUAAUAUUGUGGGCUCAAUCAAUUUAUGCGUCUUUGGUUCUACAAUCUGCACUUGAUGUCGAUGUACUCGGUCCACACUUCACAUGGAUAUUAAGUUCAAGUGUUCCGGUGAACUUAUUCAAUCGAACAUUUUAUGAAAAACUAAUUGGAAUGCUUACAAUCGAACCUACAACAGGAGAUUUCUUGAGUAAAUCCAUAAAUAGAACAUUGUUAAAUGCAGCAUAUCAUAUAUGGGAGCAAUAUGAACCUAUGUCAUUUCCUGGAUCAACAAAAGUUAAUAACUACGCACUAUUUACAUUUGAUGCGACUUGGUCAUUAAUUCAGUCAUUGCAACAACUUUGUUCAACAAAUGUAAAUAAUGAUUCUUCGUGUAUAUCAUUUAUCAAUUCUUCAUUUUGUUUUGGUAGCCGUUUUCUCAAUUCCAAAUCUUUUUUCAAUAAAAUUAUCGACACUAAAUUUCUUGGUGUAUCUGGUCCAAUUCAGUUUAGUACUAAUGUAACAAAUCGAAUAAGUGGUACGUAUUAUUUAGCACAAAACGUUCAACCUUUUUCAAACGCUGUAGAUUAUGUGCCAGUAUUGGAAUGGUCUGAUUCUGAUAACUGGAGAGAAUUGCAGCGAUCGAAUGCCAUUGUUUGGCCGGGUAAUUCUUUAUUACCUCCUAGUGGUCGUGCAAGACUUUCAAAUGUAAGCUUACGCAUUGGCGUUACUGAAUCGAUUCCAUUUACAAUCAUCUCAAAAACCAUAGAUGAAUAUGGACAAAGCAAAACAAAUUUAGUUGGCUAUGUACCUGAUCUGAUUAAUCUUUUACAGACUACCAUGGGAUUUAUUCCUCAUAUUAUAUUAGCACCUCCAAAUCAAACCUAUUCUGGAUUGGUCGAUGCAGUAGCAAACGGCGUUUACGAUAUAGCUGUAGCUGACGUUACAAUUACUGCUGCUCGAAGACAAAAAGCAGGAUUUUCGAAUUCCAUAUUUGAUAAUUCUUUACGCAUUAUUAUGCGGAAAAAAAUGAUAAAUAAUGUAGAUCUCAUCGCAUAUCUGGGCCCAUUCUCAUUUAGCCUUUGGAUGAUGCUCCUAAUCACUAGUAUCGUUGCUGCUUUCUUAAUAUGUCUACUUGAGAAACGAGAAAACCAAGUACUACAAAAUAGGUCAUUUGUUUCUGCUAUUACAAUGAGUUGGUGGUAUUCUGUCGGCACAAUUAUGGGAUAUGGUGCAGAUUUUCAAGUUAGAACAGCUGCUGGACGUCUGUUGACUGUCGGAUUAUAUCUUCUGAGUUUAGUAUUAGUAGCAAGUUAUACUGCCAAUUUAGCAUCUGACUUAACAAUAUCAAAGUCAAAAGAUGUCAUUUCUGGGAUUGAUGAUAUAAAACACGGCAGAAUUCCAUUCAAUCGUAUUGGUAUUCGUGUAGGCACAGCUGGUGAAGAGUAUUACUUGCGGGAAAUUUCUGGAGGUAAUAAAAACUUUUAUCCAUUGAAGUCUCGGCAGCAUAUGUAUGAUUGUCUACUUAAUGAUUUGAUUGAUGCAUCUUUUAUGGAUAGUGGUACUGCACAAUAUGUAACAAAUAAUAUAUAUUGUAAUCUAACUUUAGUAGGUGCAGAUUUCGAUGAGAGUUCAUUAGGUAUUGUUACUCCUAAGCACUGGUUAUAUGAACAAGAUUUAGAUGUUAACAUAUUAUCAUUAAGAGAGUCAGGCAUUCUUGAUGAUUUAAAAAGAAAAUGGUUUCAAAUAAGUAGCUGUUCUGGUACAUCCGAUUUGCCGACUGGUAUGGCUAUGGAAACAAUGAGUGGCUUAUUUCUUACAUUUGCAGUGAUUAUUGUUUUGUCACUGCUAUUAUUCUUAUGGACAAAACGUUUUACAAUGACAGACUACUUGUUCAAAUUAGUACGCUGCAAUUGUCUGUUAUUCAGAAAAAGUACCUCUAUAGUCAGAUGCACAUCAGAGACUUCUGAGCGUUCACAGCGCUUCCAGCUGGCUUCAUCCAAGUGCACAUCUUUUUAA